This is a messenger RNA of Ornithorhynchus anatinus (platypus), 4308 nucleotides long. RefSeq names its product RNA binding fox-1 homolog 1 (gene RBFOX1). Gene Ontology annotation, cellular component: nucleus; cytoplasm. The record is from RefSeq and is a predicted model, not a curated record. The transcript has 13 exons. Lineage: Eukaryota; Metazoa; Chordata; Mammalia; Monotremata; Ornithorhynchidae. Gene Ontology annotation, biological process: nervous system development; regulation of alternative mRNA splicing, via spliceosome. Gene Ontology annotation, molecular function: mRNA binding. The coding region runs from base 559 to 1695 and encodes 378 amino acids.
AUGCUUUUUUUUUUUUCCUGGAAACAGAGAUAGCGGCUGGGGUGGCGAUGGAAAGCUAAAAGCUGUUCAUCCCGCCGUGCGCCUCGCUGGCGCGUCUCUGCUCUGCUGUGCGCUGCUGGGCUGGGUUGGGCAGGACUGGGCAGGACUGGGCAGGACUGGGCUGGACUGGUCAGGACUGAUGCAGGCUGGCCGAGCGUGUGCAUCCUUCCAAUAGCCCCUCUGCGUCCUCCGGGCCCUUGGGAGGAGGCCCCUCUUGCACCGGUGAGGCUGGGGGUGGGGGGCGUCCAAAGCACCGUCCCUAUCUAUCGGUCGGCCAUCCAGUCCGGGCCGGGGGCAUUGCAUCCUGCCCCCCUGAUCCUCCGGAGCCGCAGAUCUCUCUUUCUGGCUCCCUCCCUCCCCCUCUCCCUCCCCGGGGCUUUUUCACCUGCAGGAUUUGAAUCUGGGUGAUGGGAGAGCCCCUGCUGCUCUCCGACCCACUGACAAAUGAGAAGCCCUGCAACAUCACCUCCCGCCGCCUGAGCCUCAGGUAAUCAGGAAGCAACAGCAGCUCCUGACACAAUGGCGCAGCCUUACGCCUCUGCCCAGUUUGCCCCCCCUCAGAAUGGUAUCCCAGCAGAGUACACGGCUCCUCAUCCCCACCCCGCUCCAGAGUACACAGGCCAGACGACAGUCCCAGAGCACACGUUAAACAUGUACCCUCCUGCGCAGACACACUCUGAACAAAGUGCCACGGACACAAGCGCUCAGACCGUCUCUGGCACAGCCACACAGACAGACGAUGCAGCACAGACCGACGGUCAGCACCAGACACAAUCUUCUGAAAACACAGAAAAUAAAUCACAGCCAAAGCGGCUUCACGUCUCUAAUAUUCCCUUCAGAUUCCGGGAUCCAGACCUCAGACAAAUGUUUGGUCAAUUUGGUAAAAUCUUAGAUGUUGAAAUUAUUUUUAAUGAGCGGGGCUCAAAGGGAUUUGGUUUCGUAACUUUCGAAAAUAGUGCCGAUGCGGACAGGGCGAGGGAGAAAUUACACGGCACCGUGGUAGAGGGCCGUAAAAUCGAGGUGAAUAAUGCUACAGCACGUGUAAUGACAAACAAAAAGACAGUCAACCCUUAUACAAAUGGCUGGAAAUUGAAUCCAGUUGUGGGUGCCGUUUAUAGUCCAGAGUUCUAUGCAGGCACGGUGCUGUUGUGCCAGGCAAACCAGGAAGGAUCUUCCGUGUACAGUGCCCCCAGUUCACUAGUAUACACUUCCACAAUGCCCGGCUUCCCUUAUCCGGCUGCAACUGCUGCUGCUGCCUACAGAGGAGCCCACCUCAGAGGCCGUGGUCGCGCAGUCUACAAUACAUUUCGGGCAGCCGCUCCCCCUCCCCCGAUCCCAGCCUAUGGCGGAGUAGUGUAUCAAGAGCCUGUGUAUGGCAAUAAAUUACUGCAGGGUGGUUAUGCUGCCUACAGGUAUGCCCAACCUGCCACUGCCACUGCAGCUGCCUACAGUGACAGUUACGGACGAGUUUAUGCUGCCGACCCCUACCACCACACACUUGCUCCAGCCCCCACCUACGGCGUUGGUGCCAUGAAUGCUUUUGCACCCUUGACUGAUGCCAAGACUAGGAGCCAUGCUGAUGAUGUGGGUCUCGUUCUUUCUUCAUUACAGGCUAGUAUAUACCGAGGGGGAUACAGCCGUUUUGCUCCAUACUAAAUGACAAAACCAUAAAAACCUUCCAAUGUGGGGAAAAAGGAAGCUUUCCGAGGCCCGGGUAUUGCAAUACAUGCAGUAGUGCAUCAUUUUAGCGACUCUAAAGAGAGGAGAAAUUACAUUUUUUAUCUUAUACCUCAGAUAUUUUGUUCUGUGUAUUUUAAUAUUGUGGGUCUUUAAUUUCUGAAGGUUAUGUAGUUUGAUUGUUGGCUGUAGACGUUUUUGUGGUUGAUCUAGAAAGCUGCUAGAUAUGAAUAAAAACUGUUUUAGGGCCACAAUCAAGAGUGCUAUAUCAUGUAAAUGAAUUAUAUAUGCUGAAUAUUAAGCUAUUGGGGUUAUCACAUGUUUUGUAAGAGUGUAAGUGACUAUAGUAGUCAUUUUUUCUGCAUCUACAUUGAUUUGCGUUUAUGAGAGGGGAGGGGCGGGAGGGACCUGGGGGUACGGGAACGGGGUUUGGCUAAAAACUACGAAUUAAUACAUCAAUGAAGCUAAAACGGGCCCCACUGCACCAACUAUCAUGUAUCAACUGUCGUAAAUUACUCACUGUUUGUUCAAAGCCAAAGGUUAUGUUGUUAGGAGGGGGUGCUUCUUGUGACACUUGUACAUACAAUCUGAUGGAAGCUGUCCAAGCCCACCCUUUUAAGGCAUUCCACCAGGCAGUAUUCAGCUAUUUAACCAUAACUAGUUAUUUAGGCAACAAAAAAAAAUGAAAAAAAAAACCCUGCUAGUUAGGCCAUUAACAAGCAUUCUUUUUAUAUUUCUUCCAGUAUAAUAAAUUAUUGAUAUCAUUGCUGACUUUUAUAUUAUGGGAGGGAAAACAUUAAUAAAAGGUGAUAAAAGCACUGUUUCUAUUUUUUUCUUUUUUUCCAAAAAAGAAAGUAAUAAAAACUUAAAUUCUUUGUACCAGUUAAAAAAAAUGUAUAAAAUUUACACAUCUGUGCAGUGGAGUUGUUAAGUUCUAGAAAUACACAGCCUAUGAUGCUUUAGAUUUAGCCCAGUAGAACAACUGUUAGAGACAGACGUAUCAUUUUUAUGGAAUUACAUGAUAAUCAUAAUCAGAUUUAUAUAAGCAUUUUACAAGUAUUGCAGUCAUUGAGUAGGUAAUCAUGGUAUUUUCAUCAGCUUGGUACUUUUUGAAACAUGACCGUGUCGUGUAAACAAUCUGCAAUUUUUCAAUCCGUGACGGCCUGCCCCUCCUCACCCCUCACGCUCCCCCUCCGGCCCCCCCACCCCCAUUCAUUUUCCAGCCAGGACUUUUAGUUAUCUCAUCAGGCCCAGGACAACUUUCUGCCUGGAGCCAAAGAAGGACCUCCUCCUUGCAAAACAAUGAAUGUGAAUGUCAUAUUAUCUGGGCACUGGGAAGCUCACACAUCCAACUGAUGGAAGGUGCCUCUCUGGCAGAUUCAGGCGCAGUUGAAAAAUUGCAGUUUGUCUGUGCAUAUGUUUGGACUCUUUCCAUGUUGUCCUGUUUACAAGUUAACCUAAGUUGGGGUGUUUGUCACGGGUCUUCCUGUUUUUGUAUUUAAAUAAGUAAAGCAGGAAACUGCCCUGGUCACAGUUUUCCUGCAGAUAGUUAUAUCCUCAUGUGUAACGGGCAUGUCCCAUGGCGUGCCCUUUAGUAAGUUAUCAACUCACCGCUGUGAACCUGCCAACUUGCUAUAACAACUCUGCUUUAAAAACAAAGUGUUUGUGAUCCGGCUUCCUCUUUGUCAUCGUAUGUGCAUGCAAUAUGAUCAGUUGGACAAUAACCAUCAAUAAAGUUUCACAAGAUUUGAAAACCAAGUUUCUGUAGCAUUGAUAUCUAAGACUGAAAAUAGACUAUCUUUAAGAGAAACAAAAGAGCGAGAAAAUCUGUCAAUCAGCAAAAAUGGCACAGUAGCGUUUGUUUCCACCAGUGGGGGGAAUAAUGUGUAAUUUAUAAGACAUGCUCGUUCCCUCACCCUGCAAGAACUAAUGUGUAAAGAGAGAAACAGCCUAUCUAUAUGAUAUUUUUUAGAAAUUACAUUUAUUGAAGCACUGAGGCUUUUCACCGUGGCGGGGGGAGGGGGGAGCGGGGGUGGGCAAAAAAAAAAAAUGUUUUCUAAAUGAAAAGCCGCAGACAGAAAGUGUGGGAAUGACAUUGUUUUUAGAAUCACACAUAGAAUUCUCAAGAUGUUGGUGAUAGCAAAAUUUAUUUGCAAUUUUGAUUUCCAUUGAUGAGAUGUACUUACCCCUGUGAUUGUAUGGAGUUUAAAUGAAAUUCUUGAGGGAUGUGGGAGCCAACCGAGGACACAGAGUAUUUUGUUUAGAAAGCUCCAACAACACUCCAAUAAGUCAUUUUAAAAUGUAUGUCUGAGAUGUAAGAAAAGGGUCUGGAAUUUUUUUUUUACAGUAUAUAUUGGGAAUGUUUUCACUUAUAUAAAUAACUACUGAUAUUAUAAAUUAUGGAAAAAAUGAUUAAUACCAUGUGUGGAAUAUAGUGACUUCUAAACACAAAAAAAAAUCUGCAAACCCAGAAAAUGUGUAUAUCUGUCUUUAGAAAUUAGUGUUUAUAUCACUACAGUGGUUUGUGAAUAAAGAAAACUGGUUUGUAAUAUUAAAAAAAUAAAAGCUUAGUCUGAAAAGGUAUAUAUAUAA